Molecule: messenger RNA, 330 nt
Organism: Knipowitschia caucasica
Lineage: Eukaryota; Metazoa; Chordata; Actinopteri; Gobiiformes; Gobiidae
Source: the annotation of a GenBank genome assembly
AUGGGGCCUAAAGUGGAGAGUGUGUGUGCGCUUCUGUUCCUGACGCUGGGACCAGCUCUGGGCCAAAGCGCUCUCUCUGGCCCCGCCUCCAGGCCCCUCCCACAGUGGCUCACUGGGAUCAUCGCAGUGGUCGGCUUCCUCUUCCUCACCUUCGUGGUCUUCAUUGUCAAACGUGCCUGGUGCGAGAAGUCCAAAGGCGACGCCUCGGACUCAGAGUCCAACCACUACGAGGAUGUGACCGAAGAGUCUCAGCCAAGACUCGGUGCAGAGAUGGCCUCGUACUCAAACCUGGGUCUGGAACGAGACGAGGACCGGGUCACCGCCAUGUGA